AUCACCUCACGCCCAUUCCUUCAAUCCUCCUCCCUUCUCCGGUUCUACCCCCACAAAACCCUAACCCCUCCCCAUCCUCCCUCUCGUCGGCGCCGCGGCACCAUGACCCUCCUCGCCGCCAUCACCAGCGCCGCCGCCAGCCCCGCCGCCGGCGCGGGCGCCCACCCAGUCGUGCUCACCCCGGGCGCCGCGCCGCCGCAGCCGCCGCCGACCUCCUCCGGGCUCCCGACCCCGAUCCCGCCCUCCGCCUGGACGCUCGCCCCCGCCGACCCGGCCCUCGACCAGGCCGCCUCCUUCCUCGCGGCCUCCCUCGCCUCCUGCUCCUCCCUCCCGCGCCUCCGCGCCCUGCUCGCCUCCUUCGCCCCCGUCCUGGCCCGGUCCCUCUCCCUCCCGCCGCCGCCGCCUGCCCUCCCCGCCGCCAUCCGCGCCCUCGCGCCCUACUUCCCCGCCGCCCUCGCCUCCCUCGUCGCCUCCAAGGCGGCGAGCCUCGCGGAGUACGACGUCGUCUCCGCGCUCGCGGAGGCCCGCCGCCUCCCGCACCCGCCGCCGGACCUCGUCUCCACUCUCGCCGGCGACGACCGCGCCGACCUCGUCUGCUCCGUGCUCCGCCAGGCCGCCGACCUCCGCUCCUCCGAGAUCCUCGCCGCGCUCCGCUUCUUCCUCUCGCCGGGCACCCGUAAGGCCUACGACGCCAUGAUGCGCGUCAAGGGCCGGUGGAAGGACGCCGCGGUGCUCGCGGUCCAGAAGUGCCGGGAGAAGGGCCCCGGGCAGAAGACGAAGGUCGACGCCGCGGCAAGGCAGGCGGCGCUGCUUCUCAUGAUGGGGCACGACGGGUUCUCCUCCCCGGAGGUGUGCCUGCACUACCUGUUCGCGUCGGGGAAUGUGGAUUCCGUGGUGCUUGGAGCAGCUAUGGCCGAGCUUGAUGGCGGGGAGGUGGUCAGGCUCAUGAGGUACCUCAACAAGUGGAUUGGCAAGUACCGGAGGUUCCCAGAGGCACAGGCAUGCCCCGAGGCUGUGGGGAUGCUCGGAUUGGAGCAGUGUGACAGCGUUCCGUCGUUCGGAGCAGUGGCCAGGGCACUGGGAGUGUUGCUGGAUAAUCAUUUCUCCCAUCUUGUGUUGAGCAGUGAAGUGCGAGAGGAGUUGAUGGCUGCUGAGGUGAUGGUGAGGGAGCUAGCUGUGGAAGCGGAGUCAUCGGGACCAAUUCUGGACUUGCUGCGUAGGUUGCAGCAGGAUAAGCCUAAACACCUUUGCCAUGCAUUGUUCUCAAGGCGGUAAGGCGGACGCCUAGCAAGGUGGGGCGGCUGGACGCCUAGGCGAGCAAGGUGCAAAUCGGUGGGCGGCGCAUGGACGCCUAGGCGACGCCUUGAGAACAAUGUUGCCAUGGAUUGGUAAGUACUAAGAAAUGAUCGGGGCACAAAUGGAGCACAUUCAGGAUGUUUACCCAACCCCAAUAGGUAUCUGCUUGUACAUGACUUUUUGCUCACGAUGUGUCCUCAAUUCUUAGUCGCAUAUGAUAUCUUUGGUCCUCAACACCACCUUUGUUACAGUUCUCAGAAAUUUGGUCUUGUGUUGUUUCAGAAAACUGCUUUACAUUAUGGCAUCAACCUGAAUAACACGGUCCCCUGUUUGUUUAGUAUCUUCUUAAUUAUCUUCAUCUAGUCUGUGGUUUUUAAUGAUAGUCUGCUGGGUGCUGGCUUCCCCAUCAUCGGAGGCAACCGUGUAAACCUUGCAAUGUGUGAGAUAUGAGUAUAUGGGCUCGGGAAAUUGUUUCCGCUUUGUUGAA
Molecule: messenger RNA, 1783 nt
Organism: Panicum virgatum (switchgrass)
Lineage: Eukaryota; Viridiplantae; Streptophyta; Magnoliopsida; Poales; Poaceae
Exons: 2
Coding region: 103-1275 (390 amino acids)
Source: RefSeq, a predicted model, not a curated record